AUGAUGCACGCGCUGCCGUGGAGCUGCUGCGGGAGGGGGCUGCUGGAGCAGGGAGACCUGCAGCAGCAGCUGCAGCAGCAACUGCAGCAGCAGCACCUCCUCCUCCGCCAGCAACAGCAGCAGCAGCAGCAAGGCGAGCGCGGCGAGCAGCAGCAGGACGGCCUCCUCAGCAGCCAAGCAGACGCAGCAGCAACUGCUGCCGACGACGACGCCUUCUUCGCCAACCCAGGACCCCACACACCACCUGCAGCAGCAACAGCAGCAACAGCUGCAACUGCUGCUGCUGCUGCUGCUGUUCCCCCGCAGCAGCAGAGAGUGCUGCUGCCGGAGUUCAACGACAACCUGUGGCCCAAGGGCGCAGCGCAGAGCUUUCUGCUCAGCAGCAACGGGCAACAGCAGCAGCAGCAGCAGCAGCAGGAAGCGUCUUUCAGUCAGGAGCUGAAGGAGCUCAGCGUGCUGCUGCAGCAAGACACGCAGCAGCAGCAGCAGCUGCUGCUGCUGCUGCAGCAGCUCGAAGCCGAACAGACCAACACACACCCCCGCGGCCGCGUCUUCUUCUCCGCAGAGCUCCCGGGAGAGCCCUUCGACGAAGCUGAGGCGCCCCUGCACAGGAACCCCAGCAGCAGCAGCAGCAGCAGCAGCAGCAGCAGCAGCAGCAGCGGGGGAGACAACAGCCACGGCGGCCCGGCGCAGCAGCAGCGGCGCAGCCGCAGCAAACUCAAAGCUGCUGCUGCUGCUGCUGCUGCUGCUGCUGUGACCGACCACUUGAGCGGCGCUGCUGCCGCCGCCACCACCCUUGGGGUGUCCGUACACCCCACGGCCUUCGGGGACUCCCUGGGCUCCUUCGAGGCCGCCGCCGCCGCCCCCCCAACAGCAGCAGCAGCUGCUGCUGCUGCUGCAGCUGCAGCAGCAGCUGGACCCCCACCAGCAGCAGCAGCAGCAGCAGCAGCAGCAGCAAGCGAGGGCUCGGCGGAACUGCCCGUGAGCCUGCAUGCAUUGACCACCAACUACACUAUUGCUGCGCAGUACCUGCAGGUGCUGCAGCUGCUGGCAGUGCAGCGCCAAAUAAUGGAGCUGACGGAGAGUCUGAAAACAACUGACCUCCAACCAACAGCAGCAGCAGCAGCAGCAACGGGAGCAGCAGCAGCAGCAGCAGCAGCAGGAGGGAAGGCGCCGGGGGCCGAGCCCGGGGGCCUCGCGGGGUCUGCAGCAGCAGCAGCAGCAGCAGCAGCUUUGUCCGGCUGCUUCGGGGGCAAAAUGGAAGCGCAGUCGCUUUUGAAUCAGCAGCUGAUUUUGCGGCUAGCAGCAGAAGCAGGUUUAUCCAGUGCUUUCCCAACAGGAAGCCCCUGCAGCAGCGGAGCUGCUGCUGCUGCUGCUGCUGCUGCUGCUUCUUCUGUGUCGCUGCUGGGCGAGCUCGAGCGAAAGGUCUCGGCGCUGGAGUGCGUCGUAGUGGGGAGCCGUCCGGCGGGCCGGCUGCAGCAGCAAACAGCAGCAGCAGCUGCUGCUGCUGCUGCUGCUGCUGCAGGCAGCAGCAGCAGCGCCGCCGCCGCGCACGCGUCGGUGGCCGCCGCCAAGCGCAAGGCUGAACUCAGCAGCAGCAGCAGCAGCAGCAGCAGCAGCAGCAGCAGCAAGCAGCUGGCGCUGAGCUGCUCGACCCCCGAAAGCCCCGUCGAUGACUUCGACUCUGCUGCUGCUUCUUCCUGCUGCUCCGCUUCUUCUUCUUCUUCUGCAUGCAACACUCCAGACUCUCUCGGCGGCGAGCGGCUGCUGCUGCUGUCUUCGCUGUGGCAGCCGCUGCCCCCGGCGGAGGGCCUCGUGGAGAAGCUGAAGGAGUAG
This is a messenger RNA of Eimeria necatrix, 1836 nucleotides long. RefSeq lists its product as hypothetical. The record is from RefSeq and is a predicted model, not a curated record. NCBI's taxonomy places the organism in Eukaryota, Apicomplexa, Conoidasida, Eucoccidiorida, Eimeriidae. The transcript has a single exon. The coding region runs from base 1 to 1836 and encodes 611 amino acids.